Cylicocyclus nassatus is the source of this 1224-nucleotide messenger RNA. Lineage: Eukaryota; Metazoa; Nematoda; Chromadorea; Rhabditida; Strongylidae. The record is from the annotation of a GenBank genome assembly.
AUGACAAAGCAGUUGACUCAGUGCAAAUGGAUUGCGAAAGAAGAUAGGAACAGGACGCCAAAACCUCAAAUUGAUUCUUCGCGCGUGCAAAUACCCAUUGCACAUAUAAGCGAGCAAGAGGAGUCGUCACCUGACUCAUCAGAGUUGAGAUGCAGAAAAAUCGCUUUCAACUUCGUGCGCCAUAGCUAUGGACUUAUGAGGAUGGAUCUCACACCUAACCUACUACAGCAGGCGCAGUUUGGAAUGGGUCGGCUAGAACGUGCAAAAGACGAGCAGGAGGCUCACCAGAUAUCUCAGUACAUCACCGAGCAGUUGAGAAAUGUUGACAAAAAUUGUGAACAGCUGAUCAUAUUGGUCAAUAAAGAACCUCCUGCUCGACGGCACCUUGUUCGGAUAAAAGUCGACCAGCUGCAGAGUGACAGUCAAAGUACGCACUAUGCAAUAUCGGCAAUGUAUUCUAGACUUACAGCAAAGUGGCGGGCAGCAAGUGAAAGAGAAGAAUUACUUCAUCAGAGAUUCCGUCCCAAUCAGUCUACAACACUGUCAUUGGAAGACCAUGAGUUGCAAAUGAAUGAUCGGCUCAAUUCCUCGAAUCGUCAAGUUGACGAUCUGAUUAGCCAAGGCGUAGCUGUCCUCGACAGUCUUCGUUCUCAGCAUAUGAAUUUACGCGGUGUGAGGCGAAAAAUUAUGGACAUAGGCUCAGCCUUAGGAUUAUCGAAUACUACAUUACAAAUGAUCGAUCGACGUGUGCGAGAAGACUGGCUGAUUUUCGUUGUCGGUUGCAUCGUUACACUCAUAUUCAUGUACGUUUUCUAUCGGUUUUGGAAAGGGUAGUUUUCCAUUGUAUGUUCUACAUCUUUCUGUGAUACGACACUGUUGUAUAUCAAUACUUUUCUACUCCCUGUUCUUCGGGCCCUCGCAGCAAUGGUGCAAAUAUGUGAUUCUUUCCUAGCAGUUUGGUGGCUAGAUGUACCAAUUAGAGUAUUGAAUGUUUUGGUGGUGCAUGUUAUCAUGAUUGAAGCAGUAACCUAUCUUAUUUUCGAUGGCUAUCUUGAACAUCUUUUUGUAACUGCAUGUGUAAUAGAAUUAAUGAACUCAUGUCAUACGACGGCGUAGGAUAAAAGCUGUCUUGAAAUUGCUCGUUCAAUCUUCAAGUUGAGACCGAUAUGCAAGUCUGAAUUUUUCUUGUUUGUUUGUUGCAUACUAAGAAGAUGCUAAGAAGAG